Nematocida parisii ERTm1 is the source of this 1464-nucleotide messenger RNA. RefSeq lists its product as uncharacterized. Gene Ontology annotation, molecular function: RNA binding. Gene Ontology annotation, biological process: maturation of LSU-rRNA from tricistronic rRNA transcript (SSU-rRNA, 5.8S rRNA, LSU-rRNA); ribosome biogenesis. The transcript has a single exon. Bases 1 to 1401 code for a protein of 466 amino acids. NCBI's taxonomy places the organism in Eukaryota, Fungi, Microsporidia. Gene Ontology annotation, cellular component: nucleolus; PeBoW complex. The record is from RefSeq and is a predicted model, not a curated record.
AUGGGCCGGUGGUACACAAAUAUAAUUAAGAGAAGGACGUAUGUGACUAGAAAUGAAGCACUUAUUUGCUUAAAUUUAAAAGAAGAAGAAUUUGACAGGUUCUGUGUACUAACUGACACACACCCUUUGGUUGCAUCAAAGGACGAGCUUACUAAUAAAAGCACAAAAAUCCAGUAUGCAAUAGCAGACAUUCACAGAAUAAGAGAGUCAGAGCCAUACCAGAAGGGAAAUCUAAAAAAAGAAAAUGCGAAAAGAAGAAAUAAUUACAGAAGCACAGGAAGAGAGCAUAAAUUGAAUUAUUUAAUGGAUGAAAGAAUAGAUUACAACAGAAUAUUACUGAGUAAGUAUCCAUCCUUUGAAGAGAUUUACGAAGACUUGGGUGAGGCACUGACCAAUCUUAUAGUUACAGAAAGAAUAAUAAGAGAUAAAUCAAUUGACAAAUUAUGUAUAAGGUUUGAAUCAAAUGUCAUAACAAAGAUAUACAGAGAAUUGUCUAUGUUUUACAUGUACAUGAUGAUAGUUAAGACAAAUCCUAAGGUGUUUAUAGGCAAGGAGGGUGUUUACUACAGUAUAGAAAUUGGUGGGAGUGAAGUAUUUUGGAGAGAGACCUAUCCGCUUAGUGAUAUGGAAGACUCGCUUGGUAUAAAUUAUAAUGUGAUUGUGCAGACAGCAGAGUUUAAUGCAUAUUUACUAGAGAAGGUUAACUUUAAGUUAUUUAAGUCAUUGAAUGAAGAGUAUUUCAUCGAAUAUAUUAGAAAUAUACGAAGGAUGUAUACAGACAUAAUGGAAUAUGUACCGAUUGACGAGAAAAUUAAAAACGAAAAUUUAUUAGAGAAUAAUGAAUAUAUGAUAAAUGACUUUACAAAGAAAAAAGAGAAAGAGAUUACAGAUGGAAGGUCAUUAAAGGACGAAGAGUGUACAAGAGAGGAGUUUGUACAAGAAAGAGAUUCUGGGUCAUUUGGUGCAAUUAAUUUAUAUGAGAUGUUUAGCUCUAUUUCAAAGGAAAUGUUGAGUAGGGUACCACCAAAGCACCGGUGCAUAUUUAACAAGGAGAAGGUAUACUUAUGUAAGAGUACAAAUAGUCUAGAGCACUCACUUACUAUGCUUAUUAUAUCAGGAGGGGGAGAGAUUCUUAUUUCACCAGAAGGAUGUACUUUGUAUCUGUGUAGUGAAAUACCAGAGAACUUUAGAGCUGAGUAUAAUUAUGCACAUCCACAGAUUAUUUAUGACAGCUGUAAUUUAGAGGAACUACAAUCCCAUUCCUUCUACCGACCAGGACAGAAUUUACCACAGCAUAUUAGCCCAUACAAAUCAAUGUUGAAGGAAACUGAUUUAGACACGUUUAAUAUUUCACAUAAGAAGAAGAGUGCGAUAGAAUCUAUUAUUAAUCAUAGGAAGUAAGAAUUUAUUAGUGAAAAUAGACAUUAUAAUUUGCCAGAAAUGGAAAUAUCCAUUAAAAUAAAG